GCUUGCACCCACUUACAAGUAUUACUAUUACCUCGCACAUACAUCCCUAGUGGUCAGUUACGUAAUUUUAAUCGUGCUAAGCGUCCCAGCCAUGGGUCGACUGCCCGUCUUUGUUUCCUCACAUACUGGCGAGUAGACGCACACAUUCCAAGCCCUGACGGAAGCCAACUCACUCAGUUGUUCAAGGACGCUUGGUAGUGUUCAGUUACGGCAGGCCUGUCGCUAAACUCCAUCAGACUGUGCGGAGGAAAAUGGCUGGCUGAGAAAGCAGACGGCAAGUUGGAAGGAAGAAAAAAUUGAGUUCCCCUCGCAUUCCUCAAAACAGACGUGCGGAAACAAACGACUUCAUAAAUAAACAACCAACCAACUACAAACGCCCCUACGGGAUAGCCGGCGGCGCGAACGCACCCCUCUUGUGGGAGAAUGCAUUAAUAAUAUAACUGGAGAUUACAACAGAAAGCAAUUUAAAGGAUACCUAUACAGUUUCACAAAAUGGCGGAAGCGGAAGUUGCCCAGCCCCCGACAGUUACCGAGGACAUUCCCAAAGAAGAAUCCAAAGUGGUAAACAAUGUUUCGCCUACUACAGACACCCCGAAAGCAGACGAUAUGGUCAACGGUGAAGAAGAGACAAAGACUGAAGGUGUUAGCAAUGAAAAGGCAGCAGAAAAUGAAGUAGUGGAAAACGGGGAAAAGGAGGAAAGUAAAAAGGAAGAAACCACUGCCGAAAUAGGGUCUCCAAAGGCCAAGAAAGAUAAAAAGCCUUCCAAAAUUGCAAACUUCUUGCGAAAGUUUAGUUGUACGAGUGGAGAACCCGACGAAAAUAUUAACCCAGAAUCAAAGCCUUUGGAGAAAAAUAACCAGAAUGAUUCUAACGCAAAGGCCAACGGGAAAGAGAAGAAGAAAAAGGAGAAGAAAAAUAACGAGAAGAAAGAGGAUGAAAAAUCGAGCGAGGCUAGUGGCGCGGAGAACGAGAAGGAGGGAAAGGAUAACGUCGUAUCCAACGACGAAGUGAAAGUCGUCAUCACCGAGGCGGAUGAAGUGAAAGUGAACGGAGAGGUCAACGGGGAGGAUGCGGCAGCAGAGGUUGCAGAAACGGCAGAGGUUACAAAAGAAAGCCCAAAGGCAGUCGUCAACGGCAACGCAUCUGAGGACAAGCCCGCUGAAAACGGAGUGGGUGAAGAGGCUGAGGUUACGGUUACAGAGGAGGUUAUUAUUGUUACCACUACUACGGAAGGACUUAUCACUGGGAAAAUAGUUGAAUCCGAAGGGUCAGCAGUGGUGGAGGAGCCAGUCCUUGAACACCGUGAACCCCCUACAGAACCACCCCCGCCCAUCCCAGAAGGCGAAGCGGCAACAGCGGCAGCAGCAGCAGCAGCAGCAGCAGGAGCGGGCGAGCCUGCUUCCGAGACCUCUACAACAGAAAAGGCAGCCCCAACGGAAGGCGGUGAUACCGCAGAGAAAAAGUGAAAGCUUUCGAUAGCAAAAAGGUUGCCAUGGAGACGGGGAACACUACGUGCUUGUAACAUUGUGGGAACGUUUUUGUGUUCAUUUUGUGCUAGUAGAGAACGGGGGAGACUACUGUGUUUUGACAACACUUGGCGGCUGUGUGUGCGCCAAAGUGUAAUAUAUUAUGUUGAUACGUUCACUACAGUAUAAACAUCGUCGUAUUUUCAGUUUUUAUUUUGCAUCACAGUAAAGAAGAACAAAACAAAAAAACAAAAACAGAGAAAAACUGCUGACUUUGGUGGAAAAUAAUAAUCGUAUAAUUUAUACUGCCAUUUUCAAACGACCGUCAACAGUAUAUUUUAUCACAGUAUUGUACAAUUCUGCAUUUCGUAUGAUUUGGAAACUCUUUUUUAAAUAGCGAAUAGUUUUACAUACUUUUAGGAGAAUUUUGAAAAUAUAUAUAUAUAUAUCUAUAAAUAUACGUUUUCAAGUCUUUUGACAAAUAUCAGCAAGUAGUUUUUUUAAUUGAUAUUUUACAGAUGCCACUAUUUUGGGCAAUAAUUUGUAAGAAUGAACAUCGUACAUGCAUGCAUAUUCAUUAAAUUUAAAUAUUCAAGCCGAGCUAUUUUUGAUGAACAAAUUUGAAUCGAGUAGCUGAUAUGGAAUCUAAGCACAUUCCGACACAUUCUUCUGGGGCCAUAUGAAUUGAAAUACUAAACACUCCACUUGCUUAAUCUUUUAUAACGCACUGGACCAGGAUUAGAUGUACAAAUUCAUAGCAUUUGUUCUAUGGAAAUGUGCAUUUACAGACUUGUGGUUCCAGUCUGUUGAUAUUUUAUUUGAUUCACUGGUACUAGUAUUUACAAUGUAACAGACGUUCAUCAGUCUGUUUAAUACAUUACCAAAUAGUUUUGCCUUCUCCCCAUCUCAAAAUGUGAGUAAAUGUGAUUUGAAACUUGCAGUCAACAUAGAUCCGUUUUGAAUUCUUAAAAUUCUACUCCUGGAGAUCUGACCAUAUUCUAGUGGUGAUAUGACCAUAUUCUAGUGAAAAGUUGACCAUAUUCUAGUGGAGAUGUGUUAUUAUCACGUAGUUGUUAGGUGUAAUUAUAAAUUUUCUGUAUCUUCUGCCACACUGGAUGAAAACGCAGAAGACAUUUAAAAAAAAAAUCCAAAAAACAAUUCGUGUCUAGAUAAUAAAAUCUGUCUCUUUCCAUUUUCUCCCAUUAAUCGAAAUUAAUUGAAACACAAAAAUCCCCACAAUUUGAACAUUAUUAAAAAAAAAUCCACAUUUGACUUAGGAAGGAGUUAAAAUGUAUUUGACGAGUUAAUAAUGUAUCGGACCAAAACCCCCAGACAUUCCCAGUGUCUUGAUUCCGAAGUAUAGCAUACCAUGUUGUUUUGUUUAUUGCUUGCCUUAUAAAUACAAGAUGGCGUACAAGUUUGUAUAUUUGUAGAGGAAACAAUCCAAUUGUCUGUAAUGUUGCAAUCAUUGGUGACACAUUUUUAAAAAUCUGCAUACUGUCUGUAACGAUGCAGUCAUUGGUGACAAAUUAAACAUACGCAUUCUGUCUGUAACGAUGCAGUCAUUGGUGACACAUUUAAACAUUUGCAUACCGUCUAUAACGAUACAGUCAUUGUGACAAAUUAUAAACAUCUGCAUACUGUUUGUAACGAUGCAGUCAUUGCUGACACAUUUAAACAUUUGCAUACCGUCUAUAACGAUAGUCAUUGUGACAAAUUAUAAACAUCUGCAUACUGUUUGUAACGAUGCAGUCAUUGGUGACACAUUUAAACAUUUGCAUACUGUCACUGGUGACAAAUUUAACCAUCUACAUAGUGUUUGUAACGAUACAGUCAUUGUGACAAAUUAUAGAAAAUGUGCAUACUGUCUGUUAUGGAACUACAACAAAGAAUAUGUAACCGACUGCUGAUUUUGGUGAUAUAUUUCUUUCCUCUAAGUGUAUGUAUAAUCGAACAAAACAAUUUGAAUUGAAAUUAAAAACUUAUAUAAAUAAUAGUAAAAUGAUAGCAUGAUUUAAAAUAAUUAAAACAAAUAUAAUUAUGACUGUACCAACAGUUAUAACAGUUUCAUACUUUCCAUGUAUUUUUGAAAUCAUGAUUAGACUAUUGGAAAAUGCUUAGGAUUAGUAAUAAUCAUACCAUCUGAACAAAAUUAAAAGUAACUACAGGUAAAUCGCAUUAAUAACGGAUGAGAUUGAAACAUGGUCACAGUUUUUAACUUUUAUUGUCAUUUUUAAAAUGAAUUUUGUUAACUUGUGUAUUGCCUUAACUGUCUUUUUUUUUAAUUGCAUUAUUUUAUUUUGCUCUAUCCAUUAUUAUACAUAUACCAUUGCUCAAUGAACUAUACUGUGGUUUUAACACAACACUGAACCAAUCACGUGCUCAAACUAAAAUAGCCAUUUCCAACCUGUUUGUUCUGAACAUUGUUUGUGGGGGAAUUGGAUGAACUGAUUUUUGUAUUUUUAAUUUUUUGUCCUGCAAUACAGCAAAUGUGAAUACUUAAGUUGCUGUAGCUGAAAUAUUUGCAACCCCCCCAAACCCCCCCCCCCCAAUAGUUUUCUCAAACUAUUUAUAAUUAUGAUUAAAACGUUUUAACCAUCUAUCCGGGACAAAAACGAAGAGAAAUGUGAAAGUCGGCAAAUCAAAGCUUCUUUUAUGAAGCUAUGGAGUCGAUGCUUUCCAAGAGUAUCUCAUUCAGUAUAUUGGGUUGAUUUCUCAUAGUGGGGGAAAUCAUGCUAACUUGCCAUAGCAACAGACAUCCCCAUUUUCGGCAACGUCGUUAACUGUGACGUCAAGAACAGGUCAUUGUUCAUGACAUAAUGACAUUGUAAUUCUUAAGCCAGUUGGUCAUGUUAUGACACUGGCUUGGGAGAACAUUGUUUCUUUGUUGAUAUUUGAAGAGUUUAAACGAGUUCAUCUGGUUCGACCACCCACUUCAGUGUUUACGGUAGAACAUUGGCCAUAGUCCUAUUUUCCAAUAUUGGUUCAUUCUCUGUGUAACUUUGGUUCUGUAUCUAACCAUGUUUUUUUCCCGAUCUAGAUCUACGCACUCACCUUUUGGUAAAUGCAUUUUUUAACAUUUUAUUUUGUUCUUCUUAGCCUAUGUUUUAUUUUGCAGCCGUUCACACCGUUUGCAAUUUGUUUACUGUACAUAGCGUUUUAUCAUAGUAUUUAAAGUUUAGAAUCAUGCUGAUUUACUUUUUUUAGCCUGAAAUAUUUCUUUUAAAAGCAGGUACGUAUGUGUGUACACGGCAUCAGAUUGUGAGGUUAUUGUAUUUAGGUUUUUCACCAGGGCCGUCGUAAAGAAUACCUGGCGUCCUACGCGAGUCGCCAUAUAUGUGCCCCUAGUAUCAUUUCAUAAGCUUAUUAUGUUACUGUUAAAUAUUGAUAUAAAUUAAUUGUACGUCCUCGGCGGGCUGUUGAUUCGCCUUGAGGUAUCACCGGUCCUGUGUUUCAUAUUAUUAAUGUCAAUGUACUGUCAGGUCUGUCAAGGUGGAACGUUUCAGUCGCUAUUGAAGUUAAGAGUGGGCUCAAUACAAAACCAAAACAAUUGUAUUUUUUAUGUACAUAAGAAUCAUCUACAUUUACAUUGUAAAUGUUUAUUGAGACCAAAUAUAUAUAUAUAUAUAUAUAUAUAUAUAUAUAUAUAUAUAUAUAUAUAUAUAUAUAUAUAUAUAUAUAUAUAUAUAUAAAAUAGAAAUAAAAAAUCGGGCACGGUUUAGGGAUUUCAUCCCCAUAAAUUAUUAGUUUUGGUACGUAGGUUUCUGCUUUUACAGGUAUUCCGUACGACCAACAAAUGUAACGCAUUCAAACUGGUAUCUUUGUACACGACAGAGUCCAAAGAAAGUUUAAGAAAAUCCAAGAUCUGGCCUUGUGCUUAUAAAGCUUUCAGUGUAGACUCGAGACUAAUAGUCUGAGACAGUAACGUCAUUUCACUGCCAUACAAAUUACAUGCGUGUGACGUCAUUUGAGAUCUAGUCUGGACUCUUAAUAGUAUUAUAAGCACGGACCCUGCUGUUACAAAUGUUGCUCACUGACCGAUCCUUUAAUCGCCAUGAGUGCGACCACCCGACCCCUGUCACAUUAAUUCUCUUCGUAAAGCUGUCAACUUUUGUAAACAUUGCUUCGUGUGCCACGUCAUGCCUAUAUGUGUAUAUCCAAACAAUAUUUAGUCAUUUUAAAAAUUCGACCUUUUAUCAUGUUUUACAACUCUUAUAUACAUGUUUAGAAACUAUUCAUUAACGUCGUAUCAUCUUUACAUGCAACAAAUGUCAUUGUAGAUGUGUUUAUGCUUAAGAUACCAAAAAAACACCUGUUUUCUUUUUUAAAUAGCUCAUUUAUAAUGUCAUGCCGGUGCUUCACCAAUCACAAUGCUAUUGCAUGGGAAAUGUGCUUUGGGUAACCACCACCACCACCACCACCACGUCACACUUUUAUAGUUGUUUCUAAAUUUUGUAAUAAUUCGUGUUGUUUUCUAACACUCGGUAAAACUCGGCAUUGACCAUCAUCACUACGGAAAAUAACGAGCCGUUUCUUGUCCAAUCGCUGCUACCACUGCUUCUCAUCGUUUGACCUUUUGAGUGACCUUUCAUUCACAAACGGAAACUGGUGCUUUAAAGUCAUUUUUAGUUUUAUUCAGCUGUCAACACUGACCAAAUGGGAUGGAAGUACGUUAUAGGUUGCACACCACCAAAAAAGAGGAGAUAUGGAACACGUUUUUUUAGUUGAGCCAAACUGUUUUUAAAACGAAGGAUCACGUUUCCUCUCCAUCUACACUGUCCUUUGCUCAAUAUUCAUGUAGUUCCACAUUUUAAAGGAUUUCAUAUUUAUUGCUCACCUAACGAAUAACAGACCAGGUUUUAUGAAGUGCUUCUCUUGUGGUGUUGUCAUAUAUGUGCUUGGAGACUUCAUUUUGAAGUAGUCGGCAUGUAGGAAAUUGUUUCCAAUGGAAAAUCGACUGGUAGCGUGCAGCCUAACGUUAUUCCGUGUUUUAACUUAAAUGCGACUAUAGAUCUUGUUAACAACUAUAAAAUCCGUUAAAUAUGUUUGUAUAAUGUGCUAGUACUGGAAAUUAAGUAGCUAGAGGGAAUUUUUCUAUUAGCUCAGUUUGUAAAGAACUAGGCUCUUAUUACGAAGGGUCUGUGGUUCAAAUCCACUAGACGGAGGCUGACUUAUUGGUCACACAUUUUAGAAAUUCGUGACUACGGUCAUUCAAGUUUAUAAGUGGAUAACGGUUUAGAAUAUAGUAAAAAAAAUUAAUGUAUACAUGAAUGUGUUAAAAAAAAGAAACAAGAAAAAACCUUGUCCAAAUGUAACACAUUUAAGUUCGUGUAUUUUUUUUUUUUACCAAAUAAGUGAAAACUGUAAAGUUAUCCAGACUACAAUUUACAUACGUUAGAUGAUACUGCUUUAUAGUUUUGAAGAUCAGGCGAUACGUCAAGACAUUAAUAACGCAGUUGCUGUAUUGCUGUCAUCACUGAAAUAUUUUUAGUGUGAAUCAUCCUAACGUGUGGCUGUAUUUUAAUUUCCAUUGUAUAUCUGAAUUUCUAAAAAUAUUUUUAAAAACCUACGUCUGCUCACUAGUACUGUAAUAGACUAACAUCCGCGUCGCAUGUUAAGUUAUAUACACCAUAUAUAUAUUGGUCUCCCAUUUUGAUCCUCGCAACAUUAUUGCAGGCGUCUGUAUAUCAUGUUUUCAUGUUUCUGUGUUGGUUUUUGCAGCUAAACAUUUUUACAAUGUACUUUUGAGAAUGCUUUUGUAAAAUAAAAAUAAUUUUAAAAUUUA
Molecule: messenger RNA, 7252 nt
Organism: Gigantopelta aegis
Lineage: Eukaryota; Metazoa; Mollusca; Gastropoda; Neomphalida; Peltospiridae
Exons: 4
Coding region: 493-1467 (324 amino acids)
Source: RefSeq, a predicted model, not a curated record